AUGAUCCAAUUCAGGAAUGUGUUGUUUUUGUGGCUCAUCACAGCAGCCUUGGUCGGUGCUGAUCAGAUUUUGAGGCUGACGUUACCUCCACCGGCGGUUUCGAGGUAUUACAUUCACAUAGUAAAUGGACUAAGCAAAUUCGAUAUGGUUGUGCACUGCCAGUCGAAGGACGAUGAUUUGGGGUAUCACCAUUUGGUUAACCAUGGAGAUGAUUACCAAUGGAACUUUAAUGUGAACUUUUGGGAAACAACCCUGUUUUGGUGCAAAUUGGAGAAGCCAGAUGCGUAUGUUUCUUUUGAAGUCUUUUGGCCCGAGUCCAAAAGCACCUGGCUCCGUGAUAGGUGUGGGACUCAAGGUACUUGUAUUUGGACGGCUAAAGAUGAUGGAAUUUAUUUGAGAAACAUGCCGGCUAAUGUUGAUGAGUUUGUUCACAAAUGGAUCUCUACUAGAUAA
Molecule: messenger RNA, 453 nt
Organism: Benincasa hispida (wax gourd)
Lineage: Eukaryota; Viridiplantae; Streptophyta; Magnoliopsida; Cucurbitales; Cucurbitaceae
Product: S-protein homolog 1-like
Source: RefSeq, a predicted model, not a curated record